This is a messenger RNA of Brassica rapa (field mustard), 1294 nucleotides long. Its product is annotated as extensin-2. The record is from RefSeq and is a predicted model, not a curated record. NCBI's taxonomy places the organism in Eukaryota, Viridiplantae, Streptophyta, Magnoliopsida, Brassicales, Brassicaceae.
AUGCAUGUGACUGAGUGUAGAAGAUUAGGCGUUUUGACAGAAGGUUACGGAGUGUUUGUCAAAGACCAACUCGCCUUCUUGAAAGCGUGGAAGUUGCUUAAUUGUUGCGCUAACUUGCCAGAAACAAAAACAUACAAACGGUCAGCCAUUUUGGCGUUACUUGUUGGCUCGGCAAUCGCUACUGAACCUUACAUUUAUAGCUCUCCUCCACCACCUCCGGUUGCAUCUCCUCCACCUCCUUAUAAAUACAAAUCUCCUCCUCCUCCGGUUAAGUCCCCUCCACCACCGUAUGAGUAUAAAUCUCCUCCUCCUCCUGUUAAGUCUCCUCCACCACCGUAAUACUACCACUCUCCACCUCCCCCGGUGAAAUCUCCACCACCACCGUAUUAUUACCACUCUCCUCCGCCUCCGGUGAAAUCUCCUCCUCCUCCUUAUUACUAUCAUUCUCCACCUCCUCCCGUGAAGUCUCCUCCAUCACCGUACUACUAUCAAUCUCCACCCCCUCCGGUGAAGUCUCCUCCACCACCGUACUAUUAUCACUCUCCUCCUCCUCCGGUUAAGUCUCCACCUCCACCUUACUACUACCACUCUCCUCCUCCGGUCAAGUCUCCACCUCCACCCUACUACUACCACUCUCCUCCUCCCCCAGUUAAAUCUCCACCGCCGCCAUACUAUUAUCACUCUCCACCACCACCAGUCAAAUCUCCUCCACCUCCAUACUACUACCAUUCACCGCCUCCUCCGGUGAAAUCACCACCUCCACCUUACUAUUACUCAUCUCCACCACCACCAAAAUCUUACCCUCCACCAUAUUACUACUCAUCUCCACCACCACCACCAAAGUCGUACUCUCCAUACUACUAUUCAUCACCACCACCUCCGGUGUAUAAAAAGUAUGAGAAGAAGAGAACACAGAGAUAGAUAUCAUCGAGUCGGAGGAGAGAUGUGGAGGGUCAAUAGUCAUCUUGAUUAGAAGAUUUAUGGCAGACGAUUGAAGUUCCAUCUUGAAUGGAGGCAUUAUGCGGGAGGCGAUGGGGGGAGAGGAAGUGAAUCGAUGUCGGCAUCGAGACAUAGCUUAGAGUUACAGGGGAGGCUGAUUGUGUUUGGCUUAGGGUUACGGGGAUGAUGAUCUGUCUCUUUUCUAGAUAAUUGGACAGUAAUACUUAACGGGCUGGACCAGUACGUGACAUUUUUUUCCAUUUUAUUGAUUGAAGCCCAGUUCAAGAUGACAUGGCAAAUUGGUUGGCCAGGAAUUUUUCUGCCUAUGUGGCACACCUUGAAAACCUCUAAAAUA